This is a messenger RNA of Dendrobium catenatum, 816 nucleotides long. RefSeq names its product cell cycle checkpoint control protein RAD9A-like. The transcript has 4 exons. Gene Ontology annotation, biological process: cellular response to ionizing radiation; mitotic intra-S DNA damage checkpoint signaling; DNA repair. Gene Ontology annotation, cellular component: checkpoint clamp complex. The coding region runs from base 91 to 816 and encodes 241 amino acids. NCBI's taxonomy places the organism in Eukaryota, Viridiplantae, Streptophyta, Magnoliopsida, Asparagales, Orchidaceae. The record is from RefSeq and is a predicted model, not a curated record.
ACCCUCGCGGAAAACAACUACGCUCCCCCGAUUUCAGCGUACACCCACGCUUAAGAAACCGGAAAAAACCCCUAGAAGCAAUAUGCCGUCAUGGAGCUCUCCCUGAGCGGGAACUCGCUUAAAACUCUCCAUCGCUGCGUCACUUGCUUUGCGCGCAUCGGCUCGGAGCUCGUUGUUCACGGUUCCAACUCACAGCUGGCGUUCCACACACUCAACUCCUCCCGCUCGGCCUACCAGUCGAUCACUUUUAGGACCGACUUCUUUGAUUCAUACUCCCUUCUCUCCUCCUCGUCGCUGGAAAUUCGUUGCAGUGUCCUCCUCAAAUCCGUUUGCUCGAUCUUCCGCACCCCCGUGUCCUCUCUUUCUGUUCUCCGCAUUCUCCUUCCUUCUCCCGAAGCAUCUAAGCUCCAAUGGACCCUCUAUUGCCAUAACGGGGCGAGGAAGACCUACUGGAUCUCCUGCAACGUGGAGCCUGAAAUCCAAAAUCUUUCCCUUGAUCGGAGAACACUACAGACCAGCUUCGUCGUCAGGCCACGGGAUCUCACCCGGCUGCUGUCGAAUUUUCAGUCGUCGUUGCAGGAGAUAACCAUGAUAGCUACUGAUCCGUCCAAGGUGCCUUCAGAUGCCGAGGAGGAGAUUGGAGGGAAAGCGGUGGAAUUCCGGAGUUAUAUUGACCCAGCCAAAGAAAAUAGUGACUCCACGCUGCAUACUCAGCUUUGGAUUGAUCCGGUGGAAGAGUUUUUACAGUAUCGGCAUGUAGGAGAUCCCGCAGAUGUCACAUUUAGUCUGAAGGAACUGAAGGUAAUGUCCGUUUAA